AUUAAUUAUUGUUGGUGAAUAUGACAUUAGAAAGAUGUUUACUGUCUUUGUUGCUGUUAUAUUUGGUUCAAUGUCUGCUGGCCGAGCAUUUGCAUUUGCACCUGAUAUAGCCAAAGCAAGGACCGCCGCUGCAUCUAUCAUAUCACUGAUUGAACGUGUUCCAACAAUUGAUACUUGGUCUAAUACUGGUAAAAAUGUUAAUAUUAUUGAUGGGCAUAUAAAAUUUACAAAAGUACACUUUUGGUAUCCAACUCGACCUCAUACUUCAAUACUAAAUGGUAUAGAUCUAGACAUAAAACCCGGUCAAUAUGCUGCAUUGGUUGGUCCUUCAGGAUGUGGUAAAACUACCAUUAUUAGUUUAAUUGAACGAUUUUAUGAUAUAACUAAUGGAAAAGUUGAAAUUGAUGGAAUAGACAUUUUUGCCUUAAAUGUUUGUAAUCUUCGAGAAAAUAUUGCAUUGGUUAGUCAAGAACCAUCUUUAUAUGAUAUGACGAUUAAGGAAAAUGUGAUUUUUGGAUGUCGACCAGGACAACAAGCAACUCAAGAAGAUGUCGAAAAUGCCUGUCGUGAAGCAAAUAUUCAUGAUUUUAUAAUAGCUUUACCUGAUGGUUAUGACACUCAUGUUGGUGGAAAAGGAAUGCAACUUUCAGGUG
Molecule: messenger RNA, 653 nt
Organism: Racocetra fulgida
Lineage: Eukaryota; Fungi; Glomeromycota; Glomeromycetes; Diversisporales; Gigasporaceae
Source: the annotation of a GenBank genome assembly